Aedes albopictus (Asian tiger mosquito) is the source of this 2998-nucleotide messenger RNA. RefSeq names its product choline transporter-like 1 (gene Ctl1). Gene Ontology annotation, biological process: transmembrane transport. The record is from RefSeq and is a predicted model, not a curated record. Lineage: Eukaryota; Metazoa; Arthropoda; Insecta; Diptera; Culicidae. The transcript has 5 exons. Bases 191 to 2260 code for a protein of 689 amino acids. Gene Ontology annotation, molecular function: transmembrane transporter activity.
UCGUAGUGCAGUUGUGUAGUGUAGUGACUAGUGAGUGAGUCUCUCCGCAAACGCAUAGCAAAGCACUGUUGGCGGAAGCGCGAUCGCGUCAUCUCGAUGGAAUUUAUAUGAAAAAUUCCUAAAUUUUUAGUGCUAGUGAAGUGUAAUUACCCCAGUAAAAGUGAAAUAGUGGUUCCAAAAGUGCCGCAAAAUGGGAUGUUUCGAGAGUAAACCCUCCGAACAGCACCAGCCGACGGCCGUCCGCGGAUGUACGGAUAUUUUCUGGCUUGUUGUCUACGUUCUGUUUUGGAUAGCUUUGCUUGUCAUCGCAGUAUUUUCGUUCGUGUACGGCAACCCGUUACGCGUCAUCAAUGGGUACGAUUCGUUCGGUAACACAUGUGGCGUGUCGAGCAACGAAAAAUUCUCGCACUUCCCGCUGUCCGGAAUGAACACCAUGGAUAAGCCGUAUGUGUUCUUCUUGGACAUCAAAGAGCUGCGGCAGACUUUGAAGAUAUGUGUCAAGGAAUGCCCCAAGAAGGAGAUCGGCAAUGCCAUGGAAUUGUAUCGCUACUACGAGGAGCGGGACACAAAGUAUUGCCGGUAUGAUUUUAACAUGAGCCUGCUGACGGCCCCGGAUGCGAGUGGACCGAAAUAUUUUGCGUUUGCUGGACCGUGUCCAAAGUUUCCCGUUUACGAGUCUAGCUCGGUGCUGCACCGAUGCAUCCCAUCGGGAAAGAACGCCCCGACCAAGGUGGUCAAGGACAUGUAUGCAUUGGUGAACUCCUUUGGAGCAGCUCAGCAAGUUUUUAGCGACAUCUACAAAACAUGGCCAACCGUGUUGCUGCUUGUAGGGUUGAGUUUGAUUUUCUCAAUCGUACUCAUUAUGAUGCUUCACUGGCUUACUGCGAUCAUUUCGUGGUUGAUUUGUAUUUUCGUCGCUGUUGCCAGCAUUGGAAUCACCGCAGUUUUAUGGUGGUCUUACUACAAGCAAAAGCACUCGAUUGACACCGACACGAAGCUGUCUUAUCUGGAAGAGCUGGUACGUAAUGAAACAACGAUCUACGUAUUGGCCAUUUUGGCUACUUGCAUCAUGAUCAUUCUGCUGGUGGUGAUCUACUAUCUACGCGAAAAGCUGAGUGGAUUGGCGGCCCUAUUCGAGGAGGCUGGUAAAUGUAUGCUGCAAAUUCCCGGAUUGGCUGGACCCCCAGUACUGGCGUUCAUUGCAUUGGCCGUAUUCUUGUCGUUCUGGAUGGUGGUUAUCGUGUGUUUAGCCACUGCUAAUUAUCCGAAUGUGAAACCAUUGUUACCGUUCACACAACUUAAGGAAAAUCCCAACAAGUCCGAAGCCGCCAUCAAACCCGACAUGUCCGUCAACAACAACACCUAUAAAUCCUUUGAUUUGGUCGAAUAUCCCGAGGCUGACUUCCUGCGCCACAUGCUAUGGAUUUAUAUUAUCGGGCUGGUGUGGACGACCGAGUUCAUCUUUGCCUGCCAACAGUUGGUCAUCUCCGGUGCCGUUGCCUAUUGGUACUUCCGCAAACCCACCGACACGCCGGUGCUCAACGCCAUCGCCAAACUCGUCAAGUACCAUCUCGGCUCGGUAGCGAAGGGUUCGUUCAUCAUCACGCUGUUCAAGAUACCUCGACUGAUCCUCACCUAUUUGUAUGCCAAAUUGAAACGACACCAGCAGGAAGGUUCCGAGUGUGCCAGCUGUUGUUUGAAGUGCUGCAUUUGCAGUUUUUGGCUGUUGGAGAAAUUCAUUCGCUAUUUGAAUCACAACGCUUACACGGUCAUUGCGAUUGAGAGUGUCAACUUUUGCCCAGCAGCGAAAAUUGCUUGGAAUGCACUGGUAACUAAUGCUCUACAAGUGGCAACCAUAAACGGUAUUGGCGAUUUGGUACUAUUCUUAGGAAAACUAGCCGUGGCUGCUCUAUGUGGUUUGAUCAGCAUUUUGAUGCUUCGAGACAAUCCGGAUGUUCACUUUUACAUGGCACCGGUAAUCAUAAUAACACUAUUCUCGUUCUUCGUCGCCCACAUCGUGCUCUCGCUGUAUGAAAUGGUAGUGGAUACAUUGUUCCUGUGUGUAUGUGAAGAUCGCACCAUCAACGGAAACUCCGGCCGCUGGAAGCAAAGCAACCUGGCCCACCUGCUGGGUGAGAGCCCAGAACCAGAUGCCGUAGAGGCUCCGAUGCAGGUAGUCGAAUUGGCCCCCAUAACAAAACAGCCGUUCUCCGUACAAAGUUUGCAAAUGACUGAAAUUGACGAUAAGGCUACAGUAUAAAAUGACCAAUGCAUUACCUCACUAAGGAACUUGAAACGUAACAGUCUAAUAUUAAGCCUAACAGUUAAUGUCUCCUCUGGCAAAGACAACAGUUUGACUAAUUGUGCUUUACAACAACAAUCUCAUCGCUUCACACAAACAAAACUAGCUGCUGAAGCAACUUAAUCUAAAGUUAAAAAUGAGGAAAAUGUAGGUCUUUUGACGUUGUACAACUCUCGCAAGAAACGAAAAUGUAUUGUUCUCUGUUAGAACACGAUCCAUCCAAAAUAUAUUGUUUAAUUAAUGUUGGCACAUUAUAAAUUACAUCACUUGUUCAAAAAAUAGGCUCAAACAUAUUUUUGCAGCGAUAAACACGCAUAUUCAUAUUUAUAUAAUAUUUAUUAUAUACACUUGGCAAACGAUAUUUCAUGUAAAAAACUGUCCUGUUUUUGGAUAAGUCAAUCAUUCAACUAUAUACCUAAUUAAAGUUUUUCAUUUUAUAGUCCUUCAUUAAACUAUCAGGAUGUCAUUGAACCUUCCAUCUUAUUUACAUAGUUGGUCCAGUUUUGAUACUACAUUGUUAGAAGAGUUUAUUUUUACAGAUUUUAUUACACCAUAUUGAAUGUUCAAAUGUGCUCGGUUCAGAUUAUGAUAGAAGUAACAGUUUAUAAGAUGAAUUGCUAAAUUUUAAAACAUAUUUACUUAUUGUACUUGUAUUGAAUGUAAGAAUUGAAAAUCGAAUAAAAUUGUAACGCUCUA